Messenger RNA from Purpureocillium lilacinum, 918 nucleotides. RefSeq lists its product as uncharacterized. Lineage: Eukaryota; Fungi; Ascomycota; Sordariomycetes; Hypocreales; Ophiocordycipitaceae. Gene Ontology annotation, molecular function: oxygen binding; heme binding. The record is from RefSeq and is a predicted model, not a curated record.
AUGGCGUCGACACGGCCAAUGCAGCACAUCGAGCGCGAGGACCUCUACACGAACCUCGAGCAGCGCAUCCUCUACCUGCACUCCUUUCUUGACUUUUCCAGCCGCGACAUCGAGGCGCUCAUCACGGGAGCCAAGUACGUCAAGGCGCUGAUACCGGCCAUCGUCAACAUCGUGUACAAGAAGCUGCUGCAGUACGACAUCACGGCGCGGGCUUUCACGACGCGCAGCACGUCGUUUGAGGGCCCUGUCGACGAGGUGCCCGACGAGAACAGCCCGCAGAUCCUGCACCGCAAGAUGUUCCUGCGUGCGUACCUGGCCAAGCUGUGCUCGGACCCGAGCAAGAUGGAGUUUUGGGAGUACCUGGACAAGGUUGGGAUGAUGCACGUUGGCCUCGGGAGGAGGCACCCCCUGCACAUCGAGUACGUCCACCUGGGCGCCUGUCUGGGCUUCAUCCAGGACAUCAUGACCGAGGCCAUCCUGUCGCACCCGCGGAUGCACCUGUCGCGCAAGACAGCACUGGUCAAGGCCCUCAACAAGGUCAUCUGGAUCCAGAACGACCUCAUGGCCAAGUGGCACGUCCGCGACGGGGUCGAGUUCGAGGCGGUGGGCGGCGCCUCGGACAUCGAGGUGGAGCGCGAGGGGUACUUGCACGGCAAGAAGAUAUUGGGCGGCAGCGGCAGCGACGAGGACGACGAGGCGAACGAAGAGAAGCAGCAGCAGCAGCGACAGCAGGGAGAGGAGGGCGAGAGGGCGAAGAACGCCAGCGGCGGCGUCGGGGCGCGGGAGGCGAGCGCACCCGAGGGCGUCUGUCCGUUUACGGGCCUGGGGGCCUCCUCGUCGUCGGUGGCGGCGCCGGCGGACAGGGAGACCAAGAGAGGCGAGGAAGAGGCGGCGGCAGCUGGGCCAGUGACGGCGUAG